AUAAUAAUAGGCAGUGGUGCUUCCGGUAUAGCUGCAGCUACAAGACUUUCGAAAAACAGCAUCGGAAAUAUCAGGAUAUUGGAAGCCGAAAACAGAAUCGGAGGAAGAAUCAAUAGUGUCGAGUUUGGAGAUGCCUAUGUGGAUCUGGGUGCUGAAUUUUGUGAUGGAGAAGCUGAUAGUAUUGUAUACAGUUUGGCUAAAGAUUUGGAUGUACUGAAACCUUUAACUUAUAAAAGCAGAUUUUAUCGUUCAAACGGAGAACAGAUCAAUGACGAAACUGCAAAGCGAAUACUUAAAUUUGCUGAAUCAUUAUUGCCAUCUAAUGAAAGCAUUCCUGGAUGUGAACAAGUGGAGUCUGUUGGGAAAUGUUUGGAUAUAAGAUCCAAGACAUUCACAAGCUCAGCCAAUAACGACAAAGAAAAACAAAUAUUCACAGAAUCCAAACUUUGGACAAAAGCAUUUCUGAGCCUUAAAAGCCCUUUAAAUAUAUCCGACUUAAAUCUUCAUAGUGCUUUUAGACUGUGCGAAGGCCCUGAUAGCAGCUGGAACGGGCACGGAUUUAAAACAAUCUUGGACAUUAUGAUGGAAAAAUUUCCAAACCCCAAGAAGCUGCUUCCGAUAUUCGAUAAAAUCCACUUGAAUCAAACUGUCAUUAAUAUAUCAAACUGGCAUAACAAUCAGAAAGUUACUGUGAAGACAUCGAAUGGGAGUAUUUUUGAAGCUGACCAUGUUAUUUUUACGCCAUCUCUAGGGGUUCUGAAAGAGAAUUAUGGUAAAUUAUUUGAGCCUGCUUUGCCAAGGGAAAAAAUUGAUUCUAUUAAUCAAACUGGAUAUGGGGCUAUUUUGAAGAUAAUAAUGCAUUUUGCUGAAAAAUGGUACAAGAACGAUGUUCAUUGGGUAUUUUUGUGGACCGAGGAAGAUAAAAACAGAGCAAUAAAGAGAAAUCUGGAAUGGUUGCUUGGAUUGGAACGUAUAUUUCAAGCAGAAAACAAUCCGAAAGUGCUCCAAGCUUGGUUUAUGGGCAACCAUGUGCCUCAUAUUGAAACCCUCACAGACAAUCAAAUAAGGGAAGGUCUAGAAUAUCUUGUCAACACAUUCUUGGCUUCACAUUAUAAUGUAACAAUGCCUGAUAAAAUAUUAAGGACAUUUUGGUAUUCAAACCCCAACUUCCGAGGCACGUAUUCUUACGACUCAAUAGAAAAUCGUGUCGAAGGUUUUAGGGAAAAAAUGGCAAGUCCUUUGCUCAAUCAAAAUGGCAAAUUGACAGUUUUAUUUGCGGGUGAAGCUACUCAUCCCUAUUACUUUGGUACUGCGCACGGUGCUAUAGAAUCUGGAUACAGAGAAGCUGAUAAGGUUAUUGAUUUAUAUAAAGGGGAUUUAUAGGCCCAGUGACUAUUGUUACUUGAAAUAAGAUUAUUCACAUAUUUUGUUUGUUAUUUUGUGAUAAUAAAAAAAUGAUCUAUUGGUAAAUUAAAUAUCUGCAUUAUAUUAUUGUGAAAUUCUGAUAAAUGGGCAUCUAAUUUUAAUCAAAACAAAAUAAUUUGAACAUAAACAUUAAAUAGUGAUAAUAAUUAUUUGAUAACACACACAGAGUCUUACAAAUAGUAAUACAUAACUAGUUCUUAUGCAAGUUUUUCAGUAUGUGGCUUAAAACAGCAAUAUUAAUUCCAAUUUUUCUUAUCCAUGGUAUUAUUGGUUCAAUUAUACCAUCAGAUUCAGCUAUAAUUGUGAUAGGUAGUGGACCAUCUGGUAUAGCUGCUGCUACAAAAUUAUUGAAAAACAAUUUUACAAACCUUAUAAUAUUGGAAGCUGAAAACAGAAUAGGUGGUCGUAUUAACAGUAUAAAAUUUGGAAACGCUUAUGUGGACUUAGGCGCAGAAUAUUGCCAUGGCCAGGAAGGCAAUAUCGUCUACUCAAUGGUAAAAGACUUGGAUGUAUUGAGGCAUUCUGUUAAUAAAUUUCCAGUAAUUCGUUCAAACGGUGAAAAAGUUGACGAAGAAACUGUGAGGAAAAUUUGGGAGUUUACUGAAUCAUUAGAAGCCACAGACAAACCACUGCCCGAGUGCGAUAAUGCUACGUCUGUAGGAGAAUGUUUGGAUAUAAGAUCCAAAGUGUUUGAGGCUUCUGGCAAAAACGAAAAACAAAAAGAAAUAUUUUCCGAAGCUAAAAUAUGGAUAGAGUCUUAUAUCUCUUCUCUAGACAGUCCUUUGGACUUACAUGAUUUGAAUGAAAACACUAAUUACAGAAAAUGUGAAGGAGAUUUGGGUAUGCACUGGAAUGGCCAUGGUUAUAAAACAAUUUUAGAAAUAAUGAUGCAAAAAUAUCCCAAUCCUGAUAACCAAUUACCAAUAGAUGAUAAAAUAUUCUUCAAAAAAGUUGUCUCAAAUAUUUCCGAUUGGCAAAAGAAUGAUAAAGUUAUUGUAACCACAACAGAUGGCAGCAAAUAUGAAGCUGACCAUGUAAUAUUUACUCCAUCUGUUGGUGUACUUAAGGCUAAUCAUCAAGAGUUAUUUAUGCCAGCUUUGCCCACAGACAAAAUAAGCGCAAUCAAAAAUAUCGGCUUUGGAGCUAUUUUGAAAGUAAUUUUACAUUUUCCUGAAAGAUGGUAUGAGGAAAAUGAUGAAUGGGCCUUUCUUUGGAUAGCUAAAGAUAUAGAAGAGCUUAAACAGAAAAAUUUUGAAUGGCUUUUGGACUUCAACGGUAUGGUUCAAGCUGAAAACAACCCAAAUGUACUUAUUGCUUGGUAUGCUGGUAGCCACGUUCCUCUGAUUGAAACUUUACCAGAAGUCAUAAUAAAAGAAGCCCAUGAAUAUGUUAUUAAUAAAUUUUUGGCUCCACAUUAUAAUGUUACAAUGCCAGAUAAGAUUAUAAAGACCACAUGGUAUAGUAAUCCAAAUUUCCGAGGCACAUAUUCAUAUGAAUCUGUAAAGGGCCGUUCACAAGGCAACUUGCAAGAAAAAUUAGGAAGUCCUCUAAAAAAUGAAAAUGGAAAACUUAGUGUAUUAUUUGCUGGUGAAGCUACGCAUCCACAUUAUUUUUCCACUGUUCAUGGAGCCAUUGAAAGUGGAUAUAGAGAGGCUAAUAGGCUAAUUACGAAUCAAAUAAAACACUGAUAAAAUUUAUAUUUUACUGAUCAAUAAUAAUAAUUUGAAAUAUUGCAUAAUUUUUUUUUCUCCUAAAGGCCCAUACUGUUUAGACAUCACAUAACAAGCAUUUUGUAAAUUAACAAAGUUUCUCACUUAAAAUAAAAAGUAACGCAAAAAGGAAAAUCUUUAGAAUCUAGAUCUUGUCUAAAUAAUUGUGUAUGUUGCCAAGAUUCGUCGCCUUUGCCUCCCGACAGUUUAGCUUCAAUUACAAUGUACUCUCUUUGAGCAAAAUACCACGUCUUCAAGGAAUCUACAAUAAAAAAUUAUUAAUUUGGCAAAAAAUUAAAUGGAAUCUUCAAGACUCACUUCCAAGAAUCGGUUCAACUACAUCACCGCUGUAAAUUUGAGCUUUUAUAUUUCCAUUUUCGAAAGUUGUUUGGGAGAACUCGACAUGGACUCUGUCUAAUUGUUUUUUUGAGUUAGAAUCGAAUUCAAAUUUCCAGGAGAUGUCUGCAUUAUCUGUACCU
Molecule: messenger RNA, 3613 nt
Organism: Ceutorhynchus assimilis (cabbage seed weevil)
Lineage: Eukaryota; Metazoa; Arthropoda; Insecta; Coleoptera; Curculionidae
Source: the annotation of a GenBank genome assembly